This is a messenger RNA of Phytomonas sp. EM1, 1893 nucleotides long. NCBI's taxonomy places the organism in Eukaryota, Euglenozoa, Kinetoplastea, Trypanosomatida, Trypanosomatidae. The record is from the annotation of a GenBank genome assembly.
AUGGAGCCUAAUAACCUACGUCCCCGCGACCAGGAAGGUGGAAAUUCUUCAGACACCUCUAAAUCUUUAAAGCAGUAUUUCUCCCCCCCAAUUAAUCCAAGGUCCCCGCUUCUCGACUUCGUUCCCAGUGGUCUUUCUACUCUCGCCAGAAGAAAGGCACCUUCUACUUUGUUAAUAUCAUCGAAGGAAAGUGAUCUCAGAUCACGCGGGGCCAAUUUUAAACCCCUUAGCAAUGUAGAAACAAGUACAGAGACACACAAUAGAAUUCAGCCCCCACAGCGAGCAGCCACGACGUCCUACAUGUCACCAAUUUUCCACUUUACCUCUCACGAUACUAGGAUUAUCGCGAUGGAGCAUAACAAUCACUACAAACUCAUGGCCAUUUCGACAUCAAGACGUGAAAUCUUUGUGACGCUGACGCAGGAAAUGCCGGUGGUUGAGAAUAUGGGUGCGAUCAAGGCAUCCGAGGACCCUUUUGGGGCGGGUGGAGGCUUGUCGGGUUUGGGCGUGCCACCGCCACCUUUCCUGAACGAGGGUCUUUUAAAGUGGGAUCCCGCGGAGAUGACGGUUUUAGUUGAUCAACUACAAUUUCCAUGUACCCAGCUGGAGUGGGGGCCUUGGCAGCAUGGUGUGUAUCUAGCUGGGAUGUGCCCUGGGUGGCAAAUCCGUGUGUACCGCUUCUCACAUAGUCGAUGGGCACUGGAUGCGGAGAUCAAGGCUUCUAAUGGAGUUUCCAUUGCUUUUUCAUCGCAGUGCACGUUGGCUUGUGCAUGUAAUAGUGGAGAGAUCUUACUGUUUGUGCGACGCAGCGAUUCAUCCAAUGGCGAGGGUCCAUGGGUUCUCUGUUGCACAUUUUUACCAGGACCUGAGGACCAUAACAUCACAAUUUUACCACGGUGUGCAUUAGACUCGAUUCAAGAGCCAGGAUCAAGUUCUGUGGACUUGGAUCCGCGUUUUUCAAACACUUCAAACCUUAAUACUUCAACUGUAGAAACAAAGGCACUCCAUGUCGACCCUUCGAUGCGCUGUCUUUGCGUUCACUUUGAUGAUAGCGGUUCUUUGUUGGCGUCUGGCUUCCAGGACGGCUCGGUAAGAGUGUUUUUGGUCGUCGACGGUGGUACCCGGGUCGGCGACCUGGUAUUUUCUUCUGGUUCGACACAUCGAAACAAUGGAAUGUGCCGGCAAGUAGUCUGGUCCCCUUCCUCUGGUCGCAACUUUCUCCUUUUGGCCAUAGUCUAUGCGAAUUAUUUCACCAUCUUACUGUUUCAGAGACCGCGUCUUCACAAUUUUUUCUUCAGGAGUACAGGCUUGACAAGUGGCGCUAACGCUCUUUUCCCGCAUGCGCACAUGUAUGCGCCCUUAUCGGAUUCAGGUGUCGGUGGUCGGAAUACCGCAAAAAUCAGCGAGAGGUCGCUCAAACUCCACGUCUUGGAGAGCAAAACGGCUUUGUGUGAGGGUAUAUCGAAGCUGUCGUGGAAUACUACCGGGACCCGCUUCGUCACAUCGCACGCCGACGGUUUGGUGAAUGCGUGGUCUGUGGAUAUAAACUAUGUGCAGCGACACGAGCAGCAUAAUGGAAUGUCUUCAAACUGUGUGAAUGACAAAGGGAUGGUGGUGCGAACCGGGAUUGGCUUACACGGUAGUACAAGCUAUGGUGUCGGUGAUGAGACUUCGCAUCUAAGUCACGGUUAUCAACAAAGAACCUCUGAGGGUGGUAUUGUGUCUGGUGAAAGCUUAACAACUCCUGUGGAAACCUGUUUUUCUGGAAAUGCUGUCAAAGGAGGCGACAAACCAGUUGGGGAACAUCGAGUUAGUGAACCAAAGCUGUCAAUCUUUAUGUCACUGCGAAAGGUGUUGUCUGCUCAUCCUUAUCAUACUAUUAUUACCAAAUAA